CGUCGAGUUCGAGAAGGAACAGCGGCCAUGUCUGGAAGAGGGAAAGGUGGCAAAGGACUCGGUAAAGGAGGCGCUAAGCGUCAUCGCAAAGUGCUCCGCGAUAACAUCCAGGGCAUCACCAAGCCGGCUAUCCGCCGCUUGGCUCGCCGUGGCGGCGUCAAGCGUAUUUCAGGUCUGAUCUACGAGGAGACCCGCGGUGUGCUUAAGGUGUUCCUGGAGAACGUGAUCAGGGACGCGGUCACCUACACCGAGCAUGCCAAGAGGAAGACCGUUACCGCCAUGGAUGUGGUGUACGCUCUGAAACGUCAGGGACGCACUCUGUACGGCUUCGGAGGUUAAACGCUCGACUCGAACAACGCUAAACCCAACGGCUCUUUUAAGA
Colossoma macropomum (tambaqui) is the source of this 382-nucleotide messenger RNA. RefSeq names its product histone H4. The coding region runs from base 28 to 339 and encodes 103 amino acids. Gene Ontology annotation, biological process: nucleosome assembly. Gene Ontology annotation, cellular component: nucleosome. Gene Ontology annotation, molecular function: protein heterodimerization activity; DNA binding; structural constituent of chromatin. The record is from RefSeq and is a predicted model, not a curated record. The transcript has a single exon. Lineage: Eukaryota; Metazoa; Chordata; Actinopteri; Characiformes; Serrasalmidae.